Molecule: messenger RNA, 681 nt
Organism: Zasmidium cellare ATCC 36951
Lineage: Eukaryota; Fungi; Ascomycota; Dothideomycetes; Mycosphaerellales; Mycosphaerellaceae
Exons: 3
Coding region: 1-681 (226 amino acids)
Biological process (GO): cytokinin biosynthetic process
Cellular component (GO): cytosol
Molecular function (GO): hydrolase activity, hydrolyzing N-glycosyl compounds
Source: RefSeq, a predicted model, not a curated record
AUGUCCCUACCUCAGGAAAACGGAACGAAAGCCAACAGCCCCGUCGUAUGCGUUUUCUGCGGCUCAGCACCCGGCACCUCUCCAGCACACAUCUCUCAAGCCCGCGCGCUCGCCCAAACCUUCCACCAGCACGGCAUCAAACUCGUCUUCGGCGGCGGCACCUCUGGCGUCAUGGGUGCCCUAGCCGCCGAACUCGUCCGCCUAUCGGGCCCCAGCGCCGUGCACGGCGUGAUUCCCACUGCGUUGAUUAGAUUCGAGCGGAAUUACGACGACGUGACUGAGAAGGAGGAGAAGGAAAAGGCCGACGAGAUGACCUUUGGCAAAACGACCCGCGUGCCGGAUAUGCACACGCGGAAACAGACGAUGGUGCGCGAAGUCCUGGAGGGAGGACCCGGGAGUGGAUUCGUGGCGUUGAGCGGUGGUUAUGGGACUUUGGAGGAGUUGAUGGAGAUAACAACAUGGAACCAACUCGGCAUCCACGACAAACCCAUCGUCAUUUUCAACGUAGAAGGCUACUGGGAAGGCCUGCUGCACUGGAUCCAAACAGCGACGGAAGCAGGCUUCGUGCGCAAGGGCAAUGCGGAGAUUUUGGUCGAGGCGCAUUCGGCAGAAGAUGUUGUGGAGCGAUUGCGGGAUUAUGAGACGGCGGGUGGGCGGUUGGAGUUGGAUUGGGAGAAGUAG